Molecule: messenger RNA, 4484 nt
Organism: Saccostrea cuccullata (small rock oyster)
Lineage: Eukaryota; Metazoa; Mollusca; Bivalvia; Ostreida; Ostreidae
Product: protein O-mannosyl-transferase TMTC2-like
Exons: 12
Coding region: 78-2642 (854 amino acids)
Biological process (GO): protein O-linked glycosylation via mannose
Cellular component (GO): endoplasmic reticulum membrane
Molecular function (GO): mannosyltransferase activity; protein binding
Source: RefSeq, a predicted model, not a curated record
AUGCGCGGACGGGUUAAACUUACACUACCGGCUCGGCAACUUCAAUCAGUCAGUGAAAGCGAUGGAAAGGUGUAAACAUGGACCUGGCGGUUCUAAUUUCCAGUGCAGUGUCCUUCGUCCUCUACCUGAAUUCCUUGGAUGCUGAUUUUGCUUAUGACGACAGUCGUGCCAUAAAAAAGAACCAGGACCUGCUGCCAGAGACUCCACUUAUUAACUUGUUCUACGACGAUUUCUGGGGAACGCCUCUCACCCACAGUGGAUCUCACAAGUCGUACAGACCGCUAUGUGUUCUUUCCUUCAGACUCAAUUAUUACCUCGGGGAAUUCAGUCCCUGGGGUUACCACCUCGGAAACAUUCUUCUCCAUGUCAUAGUAACAGCAGUUUUUACAAAAUUAGCGAGAAUUUUUCUGCGAGACGAUUUUUCCACAUUCACUGCAGGACUGCUAUUUGCGGCCCAUCCUGUCCACACUGAAGCUGUAGCGGGAAUUGUGGGACGGGCCGAUGUCGGGGCCUGUUUGUUUUUCCUCCUUUCCUUGUUAUGUUAUAUACAGUAUGUGAAAUAUAGAGAACAUGUGACAGAGAGUGGUCCCCCCUUUUGGGGGCUGAUGUGCAUUAUGGGUACAGCCCUAUUUACGACGGCGAGCAUGCUCACAAAGGAACAGGGGGUCACUGUCAUUGCUGUGUGUGCUACAUAUGAUCUGUUUGUUCACAACAAAGUUCAAAUUGCAGACAUUAUUUCAUUUAGAUGGCUGGGAAACAGAAAGAUUCGGGAGGGGAUUCUGUACCUAGCUGUGAUAGGAAUUCUCCUGGUGGCAUUCCGAAUCAUGUUCAUGGGAAAUAAACCCCCGGAGUUCGCUCCCUCUGAUAAUCCAGCGGCAGAUUCCGACUCCGUGGUGACACGAUUUCUUACGUACAUUUUACUUCCGGUGUACAACAUGUGGAUCUUGUUGUGUCCAAGAGUGCUCAGUUUUGAUUGGUCCAUGGAUGCAAUUCCAUUGGUCGAGUCCAUAGGAGAUAUACGAAAUGUAUUUUCCAUUGUAUUUUACGCAAUUUUAUUUUAUGCUUCAUCCAAUUUAUUGACCUAUUUACAUAAAAGCAGUCAUUAUAAUAGUCAAACAUCUCCACUGGUGAAGCCGCACCUAAACGGUAAUGGUGUGUCACAUCACGGGAACCAUAGUAGUCCAAAAAAUAGUCAUAAUGGCAAACGUCAUAAACAUUCCCGGCGAGGAUCCAACAGUUCAACAGGCAGUGAGGAGGACCCAAUGGAGCGGGGAUCCCUGAUCUACAAGUCUCAAGACAUCUUAAUUAUCUCAAUAUCUCUGAUGGUAUUUCCGUUCAUUCCAGCAACAAAUUUAUUCUUUUAUGUAGGAUUUGUGAUUGCGGAGCGAGUGCUUUAUAUUCCUAGUAUGGGAUUUUGUCUUCUAGUGGCGCAUGGUGCUAAUAGUUUAUAUAAAAAAUACAAAAGUGACGAAGUGAAGAAGAAGUGCAUUCUGGGAAGUGUAGGACUUCUGUUGUUAAUGCUUUCUGGCAGGACGUUUCUCCGUAACAGAGUCUGGCAAUCUGAGGAGAAUUUGUACAGCUCUGGACUGUCCACCAACCCAGCUAAAGCUUGGGGUAACCUGGCCAAUGUCUGGAACCAACAGGGAAAGAAGAUGGAGGCAGAACAGGCCUAUAGAAAUGCCCUCAAACACCGGGGCAAUAUGGCUGAUACUCACUAUAACCUAGGCAUCCUGCUUCAGGAUCAGAAACGGAUGGAAGCCGCUGUAGAAAGCUACAAGAGAGCGAUUCAGUACAGACCUAAACUGUCAAUGGCCCAUCUAAAUCUGGCCAUCAUCUAUGCUGGUCAGGGGAAAUAUGCGGAGGCAGAAAAGAUUUACCGUCACUGCGCUGACCUUGACACCUCCGGCCUUAAGGACCCUCGUCUCCAUGAGAACACUAAGAUCUCGGCCCUGUAUAACCUGGGCAGGAUGUUAGCUGAACAGGAGAGGAACAAGGAAGCCAUAGAAAUCUACAGAGAGGCUCUCAAAAGGAGACCCAGCUACUAUGCUCCUCAGUCUAUUUAUAACAUGCUAGGUGAGGUAUACAUGAAGAUAGGUCAGAUAGAAGAAGCUGAGAAGUGGUACAAAGAGGCCCUGAAAGCCAAGCCUGACCACGUGCCAGCUCACCUGACCAUGGCUAAGCUCCUCCAUAAAAAGAACCAGAUAAAAGAGGCAGAGGAGUGGUUUAAGAAAGCCAAACAACUGGACCCCGAGGACACGAUGGUGGACCAUCACUAUGCCCAGUUUCUUGGUGAGACCGGCAGACUUAAGGAAUCCUCCACCAUGUACAGAAAAGCCAUCCAGAAAUCUCCAAAUGACUUUGAACUCAUCUUUAAUGCAGCAAAUAUUCUCAGACAAGAUGGUGAUAAUGAGGCAUCAGAGAAGCUCUAUGAAAAGGCUGUACUUCUCAAACCAAAUGUGGCUACAGCUCACAUGAAUUUAGGAGCCAUGUAUCAUCUAAAUGGAAAGCUUGAGAAGGCAGAGCAGAGUUAUCUGGAAGCUCUAAAACUCAAACCUACAGACACAACAACGCAACAGAAUCUCCAAAAACUACGCAACCUAAUGCAGAGUAAUGGCCGACAGCGACAGACUGGCAAACGAUAAGGGCCGGGGGAUAUGUAAUAUGAGGGCCAGGAUUUGUCUUAAUUACAAAAAAUUAAGUUGUCAAUUUUUUUUUGGAAAUUAACUCAAAUGAAAUGAAAAUGAUGUGCAUAUGAAAAAUCAGGCUAACAAAUAUAUUGCACGCUUAAUUAUUAUUUUUUUCAAUGAUAAUGAGUUAAAACUAAUGGUGAUUGACAUUUGCCAUAAAGGUGUAUUUAUACAUCUAAGAUUUAGAGAAGUAUUGUUAAAAAUGCCAGGGUGGCCAAUAAUUCGUUUACAAUAACCAAAAUAAAAUUACAUCAUAGCUUUACAUUUAUGAGAUUUGUUGAUAUAUCCAGCAGUUUUUCAUUUGCUGUUUAUACAUUCUGAAUAAAUUUUCUUUGCAAUAGUGCCUUUAAAAGCACAAAUCAAUUCUCUACAAACUUAUUAUCUACUUUCUACUUUUAAUGUUUAUAUACAUACACAAACAAAAUGAGAAGUAUGUAAAAGAUCACAUAUUUAUUGAUGACUAUUUUUCAUUUACAUGUAAGAAUUGUUUUCAUUAAAAAUGUAUGUACAAUUUAUUAGCUUGUAAAUUGACACACACAGUAAGAAUCCCUGAGAUUUACUGAUUUUACAAAGAGACAGUAAAUCAUUCUACUGAAAAUCACUUUUUAUUCACUUAAUUGCCUGUACAAAACUUUAUAUUGUUAAGGAUUCUAUACAACAUGAAUCACAGCUUGUGAAAAUUGUUCCCAAAAAUAUAGUGAUCUACUUUUACAGUUUUACAGUUAAAAAAAAAACAUUUGAUACUCAAAUUCUCUUUUAAUGCUUUAAUUUUUUAUGUCUUAUAAUUUGUCAUAUAUAUUUAUUCCUUUGCGCAAAUAUUAACAUCAGCCAAUGAAUACAGUGCACAUUUUCUGAUAUAUAUUUGCUUCCUUUUUCUUUCUGUUGUAAUAUAUUUUUCUGAGCAAAUACCAAGGGAGACAAUGUAGAUUUACAAGGGAGAUGACUUGUAUCAUGGUGUUCUAGUCCUUUAGGAGGUCUCAGGUGAACCAAUGACAGAGCUUGACCAGUUCUCAUUCAUUGUUCAUUGACCAGUGGGAAACCUGAAAUAGUUCUCAUUCAUUGUUCAUUGUCCAUUGCUUCAAAAGCAUCUGUUAUUGAAUGUAUUUAAGUUGAAUGUACUUCAUUGUAAAACUUUAAUGAAUAAUCGUGAUUUUUUUCCAGUGUGGAAUUUUUAAGGUGAUUUCACUGUCAAGACAGUGUGUUUAUGUGUGUAAAUGUGAGCUUUAAUAUUACAUGUAUUCCAAAUUGCUACAUGUAUUUAGUGUGCAAUGAUAUCAGAAUCCUUAUUCUACAAGUUCAAACUCCUUUCAAGAUCUCUAGAUUAGCGGGGGGAUUUACAAGUUAUCUCAGUUUUUUCUACCAUGUCCAGCAAUAUUUUAUAUCACAAUGCUUGAAUUAGAUGAUGUUAUGUUUGUGUUAUACAGUAUAUUUGAGAUGUUUUAAAAAUCUAAGACACAAAUUAAGGUGCUUUAACUGAGAAUAUAUGUGCUGAAAUCGUGUUGUUUGAAUGUUCUCAACAUAAUGUACUGAUUUUGAACAAUCAUACUGACGGAGUACAAAAUCUGCAGAUCUCUUAGUCUGGGUGAGAAUGUAAUGUGAUAUAUGACAUUCCUUCGUUACAUGGUGAAUUUAUAUCAUAUUUUGUCAGGCAAUUGUAAACAAUUUAAUGUAGGGUUAUAACUCUGUUACUUUUUCUUUUAGAGAACUACUCAUAUUUUUUCUGUUAGUAUAUUUUUUAAUUUGUUGAUGCUCUGUAAUAUAAUGUUAUUAAAGAUGCAAUAAAAAUGCUAAAAUCAU